AUGAAGAAGACACCAAAACCUAUCUACAUCGACUCUAGUUAUCACCGCCUGAACCCAUCUCAACCUCUCCCACUUCCAUUGUUGGGUCGCUCAACGGGUUUGACCUGCCCAGCUUGUUUCUCGCUGGGUCACCAGACCACACCUCUGAAAUACCUGACCCAACUGUCCACAUGUUGGCGCGUAGCCUGCUCCUUGAAACCACCACCUGGUGGUGGCCAUUACUACCGCUCCUGGAACUUUACCCAGCUCAAUCACGAGAUCGCGUCAAUCAACGAGGGCAAUUGGCCCCCAAAACCAUAUCAGCCUCGUCAGCCCGCCGCCGCAAACCCAAUUCCAAUCCCUGACGAAACCAACGAGCCUCUUGCCAUGUUUGCAAGCCAGCGAUUGAUCGAGCAAAUUUUCCGACCAACCACUUCGACAUCUCCAGCAGGAUCUCCCAAGAAGAGUGACGCUAUUACCUGCCGAGGCGUUGACGGCCGUACUAGCGCUCAUCUACCUACAGAGGCACGCCAGGGAAACAAGCGAUGCCGUUAUCGCGCCUGCGCUUCGUGCUGUAACACUCUAGGAGACAAAGACCGUAUCUGUCCAGCCAAGGGUCACGUGUCAAAGCACGAAGGCAACUCCGGCGCCACCAAGAAUUGGAGGACUGUCGGAGGUUGGGAAUCGCGGGAAUGGGAAUGGGCUGUAUGA
Melampsora larici-populina 98AG31 is the source of this 690-nucleotide messenger RNA. RefSeq lists its product as uncharacterized. The transcript is spliced from 4 exons. The record is from RefSeq and is a predicted model, not a curated record. NCBI's taxonomy places the organism in Eukaryota, Fungi, Basidiomycota, Pucciniomycetes, Pucciniales, Melampsoraceae. The coding region runs from base 1 to 690 and encodes 229 amino acids.